AUGGAAAACUAUGUCGAUUGUGGCGCCACUCUCCCUUCGCCUGUCCCUCUCCCACGAUUGCCUAUUGUUGAAGAAACUCUGUCGCGUCCUAGUUCGCCUUUGGAUGACGCAGGGGGCUCAAAUAUGUGGGAAUCACCUUCACCAAUUCUUGCGCGGGAUAAUCUACCUUCAAAGAUGAUCAGUCUGAUCAACACGUCGAUUCUGGAUAUGGCGGAGGGUCUGUCCAUCGAUUUUGGACUUGAGACUCCACCACUCACGCCUCAAAGAGAUUUAGCUCUAGACAUUCUCAAAGAUCAGGCUAAGUACUGCAAGGAGAAGAGAUCCCGGCACGAGCUCAAUGUUUUCCGGGGUGACUCCAUGAAGGAUGAAACCAAUGACCAUAUGACUCCCAUCAGCAAUCAUUUCGUCAGCAAUGGGUCAAAUCUUGGAACCAGGUCGAAGGAAAGAAACCCCGACCUAGGCCCAUAUUAUGAGCCUCUGCAGCUGCUCUCGCCCCCACUGACCAUAACACCCGAGGCUCCAAAAAAGACAGUGAAAGACACAGAUAUGAACGACCGCUUGGUUCCGUCUCCCUUACGAAUUCGGAAAAAGGCAGGCAAAAUCGCUAUCGAUGAGAGCACGCCACCAAUGGAGGUAUCUCAUGACGAAAACACUCUCAUGACACCCCGGAAUUCUUCUCGCUUCCGCCCUCCUCGUCUGCCACUGCGGGUCAUGUCAGCCUCAGAAGCAAACCGGGGUCUGAGCAGCGACCAAAACAGUCUCAUGUCCGAUUCGGCCCUUUCCACUGCUAUCGAAUUAUCUGCAGCCCUGUCUCCAUUGUCUAUCAAAGGACGCCUUUCUUCUCGAGGCUCGGUGAAAAAGCCGGCAGUGCAAAACGUCACCUCUCAAAUCUCACCAGCCGACGCAGCGAGAAUCGUUCGCUCAAACCAAGGCAUCGCAUUUCUCCGCGAAACAGUCUUUCAGUGUGUAGCCGAUAUCCAAUUAUAUGUCGAAGGUGUCAAACAGUUACAGCGGCAGCGGCAGCACCGCCCACGACCUAUUCAACGCGGCACCUCGUUCUGGAAUUUCAAUGGCUUUUUUAAGGGUGCUGACGCGGAAGAGCGAAGCCCAGAGCCGGAGUACACACUAGGCGCAUUGGGCGAGAUCAUUCGCAAAGAAACCAAGGAGCAGCGAAUUGCCAGACUUCGUGCCGAGGAUGGAACACUGUUGGAUUGCGUUCACCACACAGUACUUUCAAGGGAGUUGCUUACUAUCAGGAGUUCUGCAAUAUGGUGUUGA
Messenger RNA from Penicillium chermesinum, 1278 nucleotides. RefSeq lists its product as uncharacterized. NCBI's taxonomy places the organism in Eukaryota, Fungi, Ascomycota, Eurotiomycetes, Eurotiales, Aspergillaceae. The transcript has a single exon. The record is from RefSeq and is a predicted model, not a curated record. The coding region runs from base 1 to 1278 and encodes 425 amino acids.